Messenger RNA from Exaiptasia diaphana, 1818 nucleotides. Its product is annotated as glutathione hydrolase-like YwrD proenzyme. NCBI's taxonomy places the organism in Eukaryota, Metazoa, Cnidaria, Anthozoa, Actiniaria, Aiptasiidae. Gene Ontology annotation, molecular function: glutathione gamma-glutamate hydrolase. The transcript has 8 exons. Gene Ontology annotation, biological process: glutathione catabolic process. The record is from RefSeq and is a predicted model, not a curated record. The coding region runs from base 36 to 1763 and encodes 575 amino acids.
GUCUCCACUCUUCAGUGUAAAUCCAAGAUGUCCUCAUGGUGUUCUAUAGAUGGGGCUCCUAUAACAUUUUCCGUUCGUUCUACAUGAUGACUUCUUCUAUGGAAUUACCAUUUUACUCACGUCGUUCCCCGGUUCUCUCCAUUAAUGGUGCAGUUGCAACCAGCCAACCGCUGGCUUCUCAACUUGGACUUCAGAUUCUCAAAGAUGGCGGCAAUGCUGCUGAUGCUGCAGUAGCUAUAGCAGCUGCACUCAACGUUACAGAACCUUGUAGUACUGGGAUUGGUGGUGAUGCCUUCUGCCUCUAUUAUGAUGCAGGAAAUAGAAGAGUUUUGGGUUUGAAUGGAAGUGGUCGAGCUCCAGCCAACCUUACAUUAGAUCAUCUACGCAGUGAAGGAAUUGCUUAUCCAGCCAGCAUCCCAAAUUGCUCAGGGCAUGCUGUUACUGUUCCUGGCGCCGCAGCAUGCUGGGUCGAUACUGUAGAUAUGUUUGGUAGCAAAAAGCUAUCCAUGCAGCAAAUCCUCCAGCCAGCCAUUGAGCUGGCAGAAGUUGGUUUUCCUGUCCAUGACAUUGCAGCUCAUUUGUGGAAGAAAGAUUCUCUGUGUCUGCAAACCAAAGCCAACAAGUAUGGUAGCGACAUGUUGAUUGAUGGUCAACCACCACAAGAAGGAGAUGUCAUGAUACUGCCUUAUUUAGCCAACACAUUCAAGGAACUUGCCAGGCACGGGAAAGAUGGUUUCUACARGGGUCGAAUUGCAAGAGCAAUAGUUGAUGUUGUUAAUGAGCAUGGCGGUGUAAUGACCUUGGGUGACCUUGAGGCACAUCAUUCAACACAAGAAAUACCAAUAUCUACUAACUACAGGGGAAUUGAGGUUUAUGAAAUACCACCAAAUGGGCAAGGAAUUACAGCGCUAAUGGCACUUAACAUUCUGGAGGGRUUUGAUAUUAAAAGUAUGGGGCAUAAUUCAGUUGAAUAUCUUCAUGCAUUGACUGAGGCAUUAAGCUUGAGUUUUGCCGAUGCAUUUUGGUACAUAGCUGAUCCCAGUAAAGCUCAUGUCCCAAUCAAAGAGAUGAUUAGCAAAGAAUACGCCUCAAAAAGAACACAGCUUAUUCAAAAGGACAGAUGUCUUAAGAGUUACAAUAGAGGUGAAUUAUUGUCCAAGUCUGACACUGUAUACUUCACUGUGGUGGAUGGCCAAGGAAAUGCCUGCUCGUUUAUUAAUAGCAAUUACCAUAAGUUUGGUACUGGUCUUGUACCAGAAGGCUGUGGAUUCACUUUGCAGAAUCGGGGGAUUAGUUUUUCACUGGAUCCAAACCAUCCGAAUGCUUUGAGUCCAGGUAAACGGCCAUACCAUACCAUAAUACCAAGUAUGGCUACAUAUGGCGAUACUGGUGAACUGUAUGCUAGUUUUGGUGUAAUGGGUGGAUUCAUGCAGCCUCAAGGACACGUCCAGGUGCUUGCCAACAUGGUCGAUUUUGGGAUGAACCCACAACAAGCCUUAGACGCACCUCGACUUUGUAUCACCCCUGGUGACCCAAACAAGGAAGUUUCCCUUGAAGACGGGAUUCCUGAUGCUACCAUAAAAGGACUUAAGGACCUUGGACAUAAUGUCAAGGGGCCCAUUUUAGGUUAUUCAAGGUCUCUAGUAUUCGGCAGGGGACAAAUUAUCGCAAGAAAAAAAGGACGUAUGAAAUGUGGAGGGGAAGCAGUAGUUUACUGGGCAGGAUCCGAUUCCCGUGCUGAUGGAAUGGCGAUAGGAUAUUGAUAGUUAAAAUAACUUUCUAUUUAUAUUUAAGAAUAAAGGCCUUUUUUCUCUCUUU